AUGUCUCAAGAUCCUCUAAACAUGGAUGAGUCCUCGAACGUGGAUGACAAGGCACCUUUGUGGAUCUAUGUGAACAAAAUUGAGAAGUUAGCUGGAGGAGGAUCAUGGAGAGUUAACCUGAAAAAGCUAGUUGAUAAUUGCAAAGAGAGGUUAAAGCGUGCAGCUUCCAAAGCAGUUCCACUUCCUUCGUCAUCAAGGAACAUGUCUAGUUCUUCUCUUGAUUAUGAUAUGAGCUACAAAGUUCCAAACGCAACUGAGUCUGAUCCAAAGAAGAGAAAGGGUCCUUUGGAAAAAGCAUUUCAGAAUGAAGCUAGGGAGCAAUGUGAUGGGGAGCUGAUCAUAGACGGCAUAAAGGAGGCUGGGCAUGAAAAUGUGGUUCAGGUUGUCACUGACAAUGCUUCAAACUGUGUAAAAGCUGGUGCGCUUAUUUCAGCCAAGUUUCCUACUAUUUUCUGGACACCAUGUGUGUCUAUCAGUGAAGAUGUGAAUUGGAUCAAGAAUUAUAUUAUGAAUCACGGGAUGAGGCUUGUAAUGUUCACUGAGCAUUGUGAUCUUAAGCUCCUCACAAUUGCUUCUACAAGGUUUGCUUCCACGGUUGUAAUGUUAAAGAGAUUCAAAAAAAUAAAGACCGGGUUACAACAAAUGGUGAUCAGUCCUAAAUGGGAUGACUAUAAAGAAGACGGUGUAGAGAGAGCAUCUGCAGUGAAGAAAAAGAUAUUAGAUAAGUUGUUUCGGGAGGAGCUUGAAUAUGCUUUAUCUUUCACUUUGCCCAUCCAUAGCGUGAUUAGAGCUAUUGAUACUGAUAAACCUUCUCUUCAUCUGGUUUAUGAAUGGUACUAUAGUUCAGAGUGGCUUGUAGAAGAAGACAGUAGAAAAGCUCCACAUCAAGAUUUGGAGGUUACUAGAGAAAGAAAAAAUUGCAUCAUGAAGUAUUUUCCAAAUCAAGAUGAAAGGAGAGAGGUUAACGUUGAAUAUUCUAACUUCUCUUUAUGCAUGGAGGACUUUGGUAGUGUUGAUGUGAUUCAUGAUAGGUUUAUCUUAGAACCUUUGAGAUGGUGGGCAGUUCAUGGAUCUUCGGCACCAAAACUUCAAAUCUUAGCAUUCAAGUUACUUGGACAACCAUUUUCAUCCUCAUGCUGCGAAAGGAAUUGGAGUACAUACAAGUUCAUUCAUUCUGCUAUAAGAAACAAGAUUGUUCCCCAAAGAGCUGAAGAUUUAGUAUUUGUGCAUACUAACCUCCGUCUUCUAUCAAGAAGGAGCUCUUCUUAUAAAGAAGGUCCUAGCUGUAUGUGGGAUGUAGGAGGUGAUCAAUUUGAUUCGCUGGAUGAGAUUAAUUUGGGAAAACUUGAGUUUGAAGAUCUUUCUCUUGAUGAACCAGAAUUGGAAGUUGUUUUGUUUGGUGGAGAUGGGGAAAAUGAGAACAAUGAUGAGUUCGAUAUUUAA
Brassica napus (rape) is the source of this 1443-nucleotide messenger RNA. RefSeq lists its product as uncharacterized. Bases 1 to 1443 code for a protein of 480 amino acids. The transcript has 6 exons. Gene Ontology annotation, molecular function: protein dimerization activity. The record is from RefSeq and is a predicted model, not a curated record. Lineage: Eukaryota; Viridiplantae; Streptophyta; Magnoliopsida; Brassicales; Brassicaceae.